Messenger RNA from Pocillopora verrucosa, 854 nucleotides. The record is from RefSeq and is a predicted model, not a curated record. NCBI's taxonomy places the organism in Eukaryota, Metazoa, Cnidaria, Anthozoa, Scleractinia, Pocilloporidae.
GUAAAAAAGUGCGACUGAAGCGCAAGUUAAAAGCUUACCAUGAGAGGAAAGCCACGCUGGCUUUGUCUUGGCUCAAUGCGAGAGAGCAGCUCGUCUCAGCGCUGUUGACCAGACAGGCUUUGCCUUUGGGGCAGAUGUGUGUCAUUCCUUUUUGCGAAGAAGAGGCGUGCGGCAGAUGCCUUCACUGCAGUCCAGGGCAAUUCCUAUGUGCAGAUCACAUCAAUUUAGUUCACGCAGGCGGUAGAUCACUUCACCACCCGGAAGUUUGGAAAGAUGGAAGAUUUGUGCCAUAUCAGUUUGGUGAGUGUGUAUGGACCACACCUCACAACAUGGAUCAUGGAUAUGUGCGUGACAUUAUAGCUGUCGGUUUGCAUGGGCAGCAGAAUCCCAUCAAAAUCAAAUGUUGCGAGCAUGAACCAGAAGCCAUAACGCUGGUCAGGAAUGGUUUCUGGCCAUUUACUCCAAAACAGCCCCAGGUAGCCUUUGACCUUGAAUUUAUGGCCUUGCUCCAAUACAUUUUCUUAGAAUGUAGAGUGUCUUUAAGGUCAAUAUGUCAGGCACUGCAGUGGCUGGUCCCACCUGCUUCAAAGGUUUACAUUAAGGACAUCUACCGGCUCCUUGUUGGAGAUUGUUUCUGCGAGUUCCAGUAUAUGUCUAGCAUGUUGAGUAACCUGAAGCAUUUCAAUCCUUCUUAUGAGAAUGAUCAUGAAUGUCCUGCAUGUCCUAAGGAGAAGGGAAGUUUAUUUAUCUCUGUUGAUGCAUUGUUUGGAUGUGUCUGCAAAUGCAGCGCUGGAACUAGUGGAAAGUCCUCAAAUCAUGGAGAGGAACUGUUCAUUAGCCAAGAACUUCGAUGA